Molecule: messenger RNA, 1421 nt
Organism: Puccinia graminis f. sp. tritici CRL 75-36-700-3
Lineage: Eukaryota; Fungi; Basidiomycota; Pucciniomycetes; Pucciniales; Pucciniaceae
Product: ATP phosphoribosyltransferase
Exons: 5
Coding region: 117-1046 (309 amino acids)
Biological process (GO): L-histidine biosynthetic process
Cellular component (GO): cytoplasm
Molecular function (GO): magnesium ion binding; ATP phosphoribosyltransferase activity
Source: RefSeq, a predicted model, not a curated record
CAAGUCACCGUCGCCACCUGGGAUGCCCAUUAUCAAAUUUCCGCCAAACUUCAAAAGACAUAGCAAGUCUCUCGGUCCCUGAAACCUGGUGACAUUUCUCGUUCCUUGGAGAAUCGAUGGCUUUCCUUGCGGAUUCCUUGUCGGAUCGCCUACUAUUUGCUAUCCCCAAGAAAGGAAGACUUUACGAAAAGUGUUUAGAGCUUUUAUCGGGCGCAGACAUUCAGUUUAGUCGAAGUCAUCGUCUAGAUGUAUGUCUGGUAGGAAACCACCAGAUGGCCUUAGUUUUCUUACCCGCAGCUGAUAUUCCUCGAUUUGUUGGCGAAGGAAAUGUUGAUCUGGGCAUCACCGGGCAAGACAUGGUAGCCGAAGCAGAUCUCAACGGAUUGAUCGAAGAAAUUUGUCCGCUCAACUUCGGGAAAUGCAGCCUACAAGUCCAGGUGCCGAUCAACUCCGAGGUCAAAACUCUAGAUCAGCUUUCAGGGAAGAAAAUUGUCACGAGUUUUGAAGUCGUCAGCAAGUCGUUUUUCAAAGGAUUGGACGACACAGUCAACGCCAGUCGCUCCGAAGGCCAACCCAAAGCCACUUUCAUUGAAUACAUCGGCGGAAGUGUCGAAGCCGCUUGUGCAUUAGGCUUGGCUGAUGGGAUCGUGGACCUUGUGGAAUCCGGUGCUACUAUGCGUGCCGCGGGUCUACAUCCCAUCCACACAAUCAUGACUUCGGAGGCCGUGCUGAUUAAAUCGACCAGGCCUCCAAGGGGUGAAAUCCAUCAACGAUUAAUCGAUUUGAUCACCAGUCGUAUCCAGGGGGUCGUCGCAGCCAAUCGCUAUGUACUCUGCCAAUAUAACAUUACCCGGGUCCGACUACCGGAAGCCCUGACAAUAACGCCAGGCAGACGCUCUGCCACUGUGAGCCCCCUGGAUGAUAACGAAUGGGUGGCCGUAUCGGCCAUGGUCUUCAAAAAGGAUAGCGCAGAUACAAUGGAUAAGCUACAAGCACUUGGCGCUUGCGAUAUCUUUCUGCUCGGCUUGGAGAACUGUCGAGUCUAGAGCUGAUGCAUGUUACCUCAAACUUUUGGAUAUACCCACUUCUUGGAAAUCGAAUCGCGGAAAUUGGACUUUUGUUUUCUUCUCAUCCUCGCCGAUCCCCGCUUAUAUCGUGUCUAAGGUUGGCUUGCUCGUCCUAUCUCUUGUGUGCUCUAAAGAUUCGAUCACGGAUCGGACUCGUCUAAAAAAUUGUAAAUGGCUUGCAACUGAGCCUCUACACUUGGAUUCCCAUCUCAUUAUUCAUCACAAAACAAGCUUGACUUCGCGAUUUGUACUCUCUAAUGUAAACCAAUCCUGAUUCGUCCAGGAGUUAUUUCUAAACAAGACUGGAAUAUACACGUCUGAUUCUUGCUUCUGUGUGGGCUCAAGUUAUCACGA